Molecule: messenger RNA, 719 nt
Organism: Myotis brandtii (Brandt's bat)
Lineage: Eukaryota; Metazoa; Chordata; Mammalia; Chiroptera; Vespertilionidae
Exons: 3
Coding region: 10-612 (200 amino acids)
Source: RefSeq, a predicted model, not a curated record
AUAGUCAACAUGGCUCUGGCUCAGGUCAGUCUUCUCAUAGUCAACAUGGCUCUGGCUCAGGUCAGUCUUCUAGCUGUGGUUAACAUGGUUCUGGCUCAGGCCAGUCUUCCAGCUGUGGUCAACAUGGGUCUGGAUCAGGUCAGCCUUAUAGCCAAUCUGGGUGUGGAUGGAGUCAGCCUUCUAGCUGUGGCCAACACAGAUCUGCCUCUCACCAUAGUCAACAUGGAUCUGGCUCAGGUCUGUGUUCUAGCUCUGAACAAUCUGGGUUUGAAUCUGGUCAGUAUUCUGGCACUGGACAAUAUGGGUCUGGCUCAUACAGCUCUGAACAAUGUGGCUUUGGAUUUGGUCAGUAUUCUGGCACUGAACAAUCUGGGUUUGGCUCAUCUCACUCAUCUAGCUCUGGACAAUAUGGUUUGGGAUCUGGUCAGUGUUCUGACUCCGAACAAUCUGGGUUUGGCUCAUCUCACUCAUCUAUCUCCAGACAAUAUGGUCUGGGAUCUGGUCAGUGUUCUGACACCGAACAAUAUGGUUAUGGCUCGUGUCAUUCAUCUUGCCCUAAACAAUGUGGUUCUGGAUCCAGUUGGUGUCCUAGCUAUGAGCAACAUGAAUUAGAAGGAAGAUGUGGGUUAAUUUUAAUUGGUACUCAUGAUGAGGACAGUAAACCCAAAAUAGGCUCAACUCCAAAUCAAUCAAGAAGAAAUAGCCAGGAACGGCCAGGG